AUGUUGGGGGAACUUCCCCCUGUCGUGGCGUUGCCGUCAAAUCCAGCAGCGGUCCUAGCGCCCGUUCCUUUAUUCCUUCGCUGCAGAGGCCUCUACAGUGCGAGGACUGCAAGCCACGGCAGCGAGUGCGUGUCGCGGAAGCACGUCGUUAGUGGCCAAGCGGUAGGAGCUCCAGUAGUGCCGUCUCGGGCAGACACCACACAGCCGCAGUCGUCUCGCGUGGUGAGCGAUGAAGUCGCACUACCCUCAGCCACCCCGAGGAACAACAAUCAAGGGAACAAAAGCACAGGCAGUGAUAUUAGCAGCAGCAGCAAAAUCGGGGAAGCAGCUGCUGCACUAAAUGGUCACAACUUGGCUGCGCUGACAGAAAAUGAUGUGGAUGUCCUUCUCGAAGUACUGGAGUCUCGCUACGAUAAAUACUCAGCAGUGAAGAAGCGGACGACGGAGCAGUACCUGGCUCGCAUAGAGAAUGAGGUUGAUCGCUUUUUGUUGAUUUACUACGGCGGAAGCUCCUCUCGGUUUAGUGGUGGCGUUGCGUCUUUCAUAAGGAGCAAGCUAAUGCCACAGUUUCCGUCGCAGCAGCGCGACACUGGCGGUAAGGGCCACUGUAGGAAUGGAACCGGUGAGACUCCUGGAAACAGCGUCAAUGGCACAAACAUCAGCAGUAGCAACCAAAGUGGUGGACUGCCGACGUUGCAGGAGUCCUCUUACUCGGCUAAUGUCAUUCCAUUCAACUACUUGGAUGUUCGACCAGCAAACAUGCAGUCCAUCGCCGGUAAUCUCGUGGUGCUUCGACACUGCUUGGAGGAGUGCUCCUCGCCUGGAAGUGCCGUGCGACAGUCGUUGGUUGACCCUAUUGUCCGCGGUGUCUGGGACCAAUCACUGACACCUCUAGAGAAUAGUGCUAAAGAGCUCUUGAAAGUUGCACAGCAAAACGUACGCCCCCCACUGGAGUACUUACUUCAACAGCAACAGUGUAAUGCUGAGCGAAAACGCGAGUGGAGAGCAAGGUACGACCGCGUCGUGAAGGCGUUACAGGACGACUUGAAUUAUCUCCGCACUAUUUAUGAGAUGGACCGAGAGAGGGUAAGUGUGCCGGCGCAGGCGAGGCGAGAUGUAACAGUGGGACUGUCAGACUACGUCCCUAUCAGUGGACUGACCCUCUCUCGUUUGCACCGGCUGGAAAACGAACAUCGAACCGUUUGGGACUUUUGGCGGACGCGGAGAGGGAACUUUUAA
Messenger RNA from Trypanosoma grayi, 1239 nucleotides. RefSeq lists its product as hypothetical. The transcript has a single exon. Lineage: Eukaryota; Euglenozoa; Kinetoplastea; Trypanosomatida; Trypanosomatidae. The record is from RefSeq and is a predicted model, not a curated record. Bases 1 to 1239 code for a protein of 412 amino acids.